CAGCCUGCAAAGACAGCGCGAGGGGGGCGGUGCUUGAGUGUGGACGUCAGAGCAGGCUGGACCACAAUGCCACAGACAAGCUGAGCACACAUUGAGCGGCGCCAUGCACCACUACCCUCGGACCGACAGCUAGCCCGGUUGAGAUGCCUCCUGAACACCUCGACCCAUCCCGAAAUGCUCAGUCCAGGGCGCAAGUUUUUGUAUUAUUCCGCUGAUACAAGAUGUGUAGAGGGAGUAAGUGUGAAAAAAUUGCGAGGUUUUGAGUCUUACUUUUCCGUCUCGCUCGGUGUAGCGUGGCAGAGGCAGUGGAUCGUUUCCAAAGUUGUCGGUUAGCAGGGCGCGUGUGAAGGAUCUGAAUUAAAGGCGCAGUGCCGCCGUUGUAGGCGCAAACAUGGAGAAGCUGCAGAGCGAUUUAGACCGAGACCGACAGUACUGUGAACUUUGUGGGAAAAUGGAGAAUCUCCUCAAGUGUGGUAGGUGCCGGAGCUCCUUCUACUGUAGCAAGAAGCACCAGAAACAGGACUGGAAGAAACACAAGCUAAUUUGUAAGGAUGUGGACCAGGCGCAGCUUUCCAAACAGAAGCCCGAGCAGCCUCCGCAGUCCGGUGACGACGAGGCACCGGAGAAAUGCCGGGAAAAGAUGAGCUCCGAACAGGCGGACGGUGCAUCUUUCCCACAAACCACAAACACAGAAGCACCUGGGGACGGUGAGGGACUGGGAGAGGAGGGGUCCAACAACACCGCCACACCUAACGGACAAACCAGCGCAUCCUCUCAGAAACUUGCCAUGGAGUACAUAGUCCCGUGUAUGAACAAGCACGGCAUCUGUGUGGUGGACAACUUUUUAGGAGUAGAGACUGGGCUAGGCAUUUUGGAUAAUGUUAAAGCCCUGCACAAAACGGGCAAGUUCACAGACGGACAGUUGGUCAGUCAAAAAAGCGACUCCACCAAAGACAUCCGAGGGGACAAAAUCACAUGGAUAGAGGGGACGGAGGCCGGCAGCGAGAAGAUCCGCUUUCUAAUGAGUCGUAUGGACGACCUGAUAAGACAUUGUAAUGGGAAACUGGGAAACUACACGAUAAAUGGAAGGACAAAAAAAUCAAGACUCAUCAGACCAGGCAACAUUUUUCCAGUCUUCAAUUGUCCAAUUUUGGCAAUGGUGGCGUGUUACCCUGGAAAGGGAACAGGAUACGUGCGCCAUGUGGAUAAUCCCAAUGGCGAUGGGCGCUGUGUCACAUGCAUAUAUUACCUUAAUAAAGAUUGGACUGCCAAGGAGCACGGUGGCCUUCUUCGUAUCUUCCCAGAAGGAAAGGCCCAGUUUGCCGACAUAGAGCCCAAAUUUGACCGUCUGCUCCUGUUCUGGUCUGACAGACGGAACCCUCACGAGGUUCAGCCCGCCUUUGCCACCAGGUAUGCCAUCACGGUGUGGUAUUUUGACGCAGAUGAGCGUGCCAGAGCUAAAGAAAAAUACUUAACGGGUGCAGGAGAAAAAGGAGUAAAGGUUGAACUUGGUAAACCAUCAGAUCCCAGCUAGGGGGGGCCCUGCAUUCCCUACAAACAGCCAUUAAGUGCUCUAUCUGUGAAGUGGCCUAUAGAGAGUGUGGGUGUGGGUGGGUGUGUGUGUGUGUGUGUGUGUUUUACAUGGCAAAACAGCAUUCUUAUGAAAACGGUGAUUUCUGUUUGUUUUCCACAAACCGGGGCAACCCAGAGGACCUUGAAUGUCAUGACAUUGUACUGAAAGGGAUUGUGUGUUUUUUGUCUAUUUCCCCUUUCACCUCUUUGAUGAAGAGCAUUUACAUCUUAUAUUUUCAGAAAAUCAACAGGAAUUAAGCUUCCAGAGAAUCUACAUCUUUUGCAUAUUGUUUUUGCAAUUAAUUUCUUAAAGGUACAGUGUUCUGCAUAUGCUUAAUGUGUUAUGCUUUUCACAUGGAAUUAGCUGUUAUAAGCUACUGUAUUGCAAAAUGUACUUGAGGUUGCAAUAAUAUGAGGACUGAUCUGAAUUAAAAAACAACCUUUUUUUUUUCUCACAGAAAUA
Perca flavescens (yellow perch) is the source of this 2035-nucleotide messenger RNA. RefSeq names its product egl-9 family hypoxia-inducible factor 1a (gene egln1a). Gene Ontology annotation, biological process: peptidyl-proline hydroxylation to 4-hydroxy-L-proline; cellular response to hypoxia. The coding region runs from base 392 to 1534 and encodes 380 amino acids. Gene Ontology annotation, cellular component: nucleus; cytoplasm. NCBI's taxonomy places the organism in Eukaryota, Metazoa, Chordata, Actinopteri, Perciformes, Percidae. The record is from RefSeq and is a predicted model, not a curated record. Gene Ontology annotation, molecular function: L-ascorbic acid binding; peptidyl-proline 4-dioxygenase activity; ferrous iron binding. The transcript has 6 exons.